Salarias fasciatus (jewelled blenny) is the source of this 1923-nucleotide messenger RNA. RefSeq lists its product as uncharacterized. Gene Ontology annotation, biological process: detection of chemical stimulus involved in sensory perception of smell; G protein-coupled receptor signaling pathway. Gene Ontology annotation, molecular function: olfactory receptor activity; odorant binding; G protein-coupled receptor activity. The transcript is spliced from 4 exons. The record is from RefSeq and is a predicted model, not a curated record. NCBI's taxonomy places the organism in Eukaryota, Metazoa, Chordata, Actinopteri, Blenniiformes, Blenniidae. Bases 1 to 1923 code for a protein of 640 amino acids. Gene Ontology annotation, cellular component: membrane.
AUGGAAAACCUGACAGUGAGAAUUCCUCUCAAGCAGCCCAUCGUCUUUGAGCUGGAGGGCUUCUACGUCCCUCCGGGUUACGGCCCCUUGUUCUUCGUCCUGGCCCUGCUCACAUUCAUGGUGACCCUGCUGGGGAACGGUGUGGUGAUGUGGGUCAUCGUCACGGACAAGAGCCUUCACAGGCCCAUGUUUGUGAUGGUCUGUAACCUGGUGGUCUGCGACCUGCUGGGGGCCACGGCAGUGCUGCCCCGCCUCGUGAUGCAGUUCCUGACGGGGCAGAAGGCCAUCACCUACAUCCCAGCGAUCGUCCAGGCGUUCUGCGUUCACUCAUAUGGCGUCGCAAUGCAAACUAUUCUGGCUGUGAUGGCUUAUGACAGAUACAUCGCCGUGUGUGAACCUCUCAGGUAUCACUCCAUCAUGACCCCGGCUCGGCUGCACUGCUGCUGUGGUCUGGCCUGGUUCGUCGCCGCGCUCCUCAUCUUCGUCUUAUUCUCCUUCCACAUUAACGUUCCGCUGUGCGGCCGAACCAUCAAACACGUGUACUGCACCAACCGGGCCAUCCUUAGGCUGGGGUGUAUUUCCACCCCCGUCAGUAACAUCUACGGUUUAGCGAUGACCUGGUCUCUGAGUACCGGGGUCUUUCUCGUCAUCGCCUUCUCCUACACUAAAAUCCUGAGCGCCUGUCUGAAACAGGGACGGAGUGACAGAAGCGUCCGCACCAAGGCCUUCCAGACAUGUGCCACACACCUGCUGAUCUACCUGCUGUAUGAGAUCGCCACAGUCAUCAUCAUCAUGCUCUACAGGUUCCCCUCAGUCUCCAGGAACAUACAGAAGUUCUUAAGUAUCCUCUUCAUCAUCGUGCCCCCGGCGGUCAAUCCCUUCAUCUAUGGACUGAUCAUCGGAGAGCUGCGGGCCAGUGUCAGGAAGCACUUCACCACACGAGUUCACCCCAAGUUGAUGGAAAACGAAACAUUCAACAGCUUCAUGCUCCAGCUGGAGGGCCUAAACGUCUUUGAGGAGUACACCAUCCCUGUGUUCCUCUUCCUCCUGUUCUCCUACCUCUUCAUCAUGGUGUCCAAUGUGGGCAUUGUUAUCCUGGUUUUCACGGACAGGAACCUGCACCAGCCCAUGUACCUGCUCUUCUGCAACCUGCCCUUCAAUGACAUCCUGGGGAACUCCAUCAUGGUGCCUCGCCUGCUGAUCGACAUCCUCCUGCCCCCGUCCGAGCGCCUCAUCAGUUACUAUGAGUGCGUGGUUCAGGCUUUCACCACGCACAUGUUCGGCACCACCUCACACACCGUGCUCAUGAUCAUGGCCUUCGACCGCUACGUGGCCAUCUGCAACCCUCUGCGUUAUCCGUCCAUCAUGAACAACCGGAUGGUGCUGAAGCUGACGGCGUGGGCCUGGGGCGUGGCCUUCGUCCUGGUGGGGGUCCUACUGGGACUGACCGUGCGGCUCAGCAGGUGCAGGAGGGUGAUCAUGAACCCGUACUGUGAUAACGCCUCGCUGUUCAAGCUCUCCUGUGAGAGUGUGUUCAUUAACAACGUGUAUGGUAUCACCUUCACCGUGGUGUUGCUCACCAGCUCCAUCGGCACCAUCGUGCUGACGUACACCAAGAUCACCGUGGUCUGUCUGACCAGCAACAACAAAUCCCUGAACAGUAAGGCCCUGAAGACCUGCAGCACUCACCUGCUGAUCUACCUCAUCAUGGUGUUCAACGGGAUGUCAAUCAUCACGCUGCACCGCUUCCCUCAGUACUCAGAUUACAGGAAACUGUGCACCAUCCUGUUCCACAUUGUCCCGGGCAGCCUGAACCCCGUAAUCUAUGGUGUGCAGUCCAAAGAGAUCAGGAAGUUCUUUUCAAAGUUACUCAGACCUGUUGGGACUGGCUCAAAGCAGAAAGGACUCGCAUGCCAGGAAUAG